AUGGAUACGACAAAUGGCACGGAAAAGGACAAGAAUGGGAAAAAAGAUGAACAAAUAAAAAAGGAAAUGACACAGAGGAAAAUAAUGGGAGACACUGGAAAUAGAUUAACUGUAGAAGAAACUAGGAUGGUGCUAAACCCAAAACCAGUCAGGGAACUGAUGACAGCAUUUAGACCGGCGAGGACAUUAUCGAGAAGCCCGGUAAGGUAUAACGAUGAAAUAGCAAUGGCAAACGUAGAUCUCACGGGGGAUGAGGAAGAUGAAAACGAAAAUGUAUUCACGGACGCAAGUGACCGGAGUAAAGGGUCACAAACAGCAGUGAUAAAAGACCAUAAACAGACAAAAGAAGAAACUGAAAUAAAAUACGAAGAAACUACAGGAGGGGUGGGUCUGUCGCUCACGGCAAUUUGCCAAAUUAUCGAGAUGCUACAAAGAAGAAACGAAACGGUUAGCUGUUAUUUACAGAGGGUCAAAAAUGUCAAUCCAGACAUGAAACACAUCAGCGUAGACAUGGGUAAAGAGCUAGCGCAAGCGAAGGAGCUGGCUCGGGCAGCAGCAAAAGCAUAUCAGAAGGAAAAAUGUGAGGAAAUAGAAAGAACCAGACGAAUAGAGGAAAUAUAUAAGCAACAAAUAGAAAAUACAAGUAUAGAUAGAAGUAAACCAAAGAGUUAUGGGGAAGGAAAUAACGAAAAUUUAAACAAAAGAAAGAAUGUAACACCACCAGAACCAGAAAUAAGUAAAAAGAAGAGCAAGACAAAUGCAGUAAGUAAUAGAUUAGGACCCAUGAUAAGAAGCGUUCAAAUUAUCAGGGAAGCAAACGAUGAGGCAUCGUCAGACUCGGAUUGGAGUAUGAUAAACAGAAGAAGGAAAAGAACGGAUAAAAAAGAGAAGCUAAGUAGGGAAGAAACAGAGACAGGAGAGGACGAUAGGAAACUAAAUCAAAGAAGCACCAAACCUCCACCAAAAAGAGGAGAGGCUAUAACAAUCAAGGUUGGAAAAGGUAACACAUACGCGGAAGUUACAAAGUCCCUCAAAAACAAGAUGGGUAAUGACAUUGAGGGAGUAAAACGAAUAAGGGAAACAAGAACCGGAGACCUACUUGUAGAAUUUAAUGAGAAAACGGACAGCUCAGUGUUUAGAGACCAAGCAAUACAGGCACUAGGAGCCGGAGCGGAAGUGAGAAGACUGAUACCGAAAACAAAAAUAGAAAUACUAGAUAUAGAUCCGUCCGCCGAGGCGGAGGAAAUUAUUGGUGCCUUAGUAAGAGAUACGGGCAUAAGAGCGGAAGAUAUAUUCUGCAAAUCCCUACGUAAAGCGUACAUGGGUACACAGGUAGGGAUAAUCGAGGGGCCAAUAGACCUGCAGGAAAAAAUUAAGGAAAAUAAGAUCAGAAUCGGGAGAUGUGGAAAGGAGGGACAUAACAUGGCAGAAUGUAAUGCGGAAAAAUCGCAGUGCAGAUUAUGCAUUGCAAAAGGUUUAACGGGAAAUUCGGCUGCACAGGCUCUGCUGGAAAAAACGGUCCAGGAUACUGGAGCGGACAUAGUGAUAAUAUCAGAACAAAACAGGAGCAUGAAUUACUGGUAUGGGGAUACAAAGGGGGAUGCGGCGAUCUGGAUAACAGAUCUAGGAAUUAGGAAGGCUACCAAACUUAAUCUAGUAAAACAAGGUAAAGGGCUGGUCGCGAUAAAUUAUAAUGAGUACCUGAUUAUUAGUAAUUAUAUCUCACCGAACAUAGACAAUGAGGAACUGGACGAUAGACUGAAAGAGGUUAGAGAUAUAAUUAUAGCAAAAAAAUGGGCGGGUGUCUUGUGGGCAGGGGACCUGAACGCUAAGUCACCACUAUGGGGAGGAAACGCCUGGAACCCUAGAGGGAAGAAAGUAAUUAGGGAGAUCAUAAAUGCGGAACUAAUACCAGUUAUUACUGAAGGUGGAAAUACAUGCACGAGGGGAAAUGGGUCGAAAAUAGACAUUAUAAUUAUUAGCACGAAUUUAGAGGAUAAAAUGAGGGAAAGUAGGGUCCUAGGUACAUAUACAGGUUCGGACCACCAAUAUGUCUGGCAUAGGGUUGACCUCCAAACGACCAGGCCUGAAACAAAGAAAAAGAAAGAAAUUAAGAAAGACAUAGAUGCGAAACUAUUGAUAAAAAAGUUCCAGGAAAAAUACCAAGGAAAGGUAGAGGAGGGGUUUAAUGAACAAAUAAAUAUUAAUGAUAUUAAGAAAUUCGUAAGGGAACUAGAGGAUUUGUGCAAUAGUAGUAGGAAAAAUAGAGGGAAAUCGAUAAAUAGGAAACCGGUCUACUGGUGGAAUGAGGAAAUCGCGAAUCUAAGGAAAAUAACAAAUAAAAAUAGGAGAAAAUUAACUAGAAGUAGAAAGAAGGGGAAUGUUGAGGCGAUAAAGAGAGUAGAGGAAAAAUAUAAAGAAGCCAAGAAGUCGCUGAAACGAGAAAUUGGUAGGGCGAAAAAAGAGGUUUGGGAAAAGUUCAUUGAUUCAGUGGAUCGGGAUAUUUGGGGCAAACCAUACAAGGCGGUGAUAAGGCAAAUAAAACCGGAACCUCCGCCAGUGGUACUGAACUUAGAACAAACUAGAGAAGUGAUAAAAGGGUUGUUCAUAAUGAAACAAUCUGGGAUAGAGGAAGGUAUGGCAGACGCGGGGCAUGAGGGGAAUAAUGUGAUGAAGGAACAGGAAUAUAAAUCACAAAAUAACAUGGAGGACUUAGAAAUAUCUACGGAUGAUGUAAUUAGGGCGGGAAAAAGAAUUAUGAUAAAGAAAGCACCAGGGCCGGAUGGCAUUCCAGCACUGGCUGCAAGAGUAAUAGGUAUUAAUGCUGCACGAUGGCUUCAACAAAUCUUUAAUAGCUGUCUGAAGAUAGGGUACUGGCCGGACCAAUGGAAGGAAACAAGACUCGUCUUACUUCCGAAGGGGAAAAAGAAAAUAGUAAAUAGUAUAAGAGGGGAGAAGAUAAACCCGUCUGACUACAGGCCGCUUUGCAUAGCGUCUAAUAUGGCAAAAAUUUUUGAACACGUCAUAAAAGACAAAUUAUUGGAGGAACUAGACAAGGAUGGCCUGUCAGAGAACCAAUAUGGGUUUAGGAAGGGGAGGAGCACUGUCCACGCAAUGGACACAGUUAUGGGACUAUGGGAUGGAGCUAAGAGGGAAGGCAGACACUGUCUGCUAAUAUUGCUAGACGUUAAAAAUGCCUUCAAUACCCUAAGGUGGCGAAGUAUAAUUGAAGCAAUGCGUAAGAAAAACUUCAAUCCGCAAAUGGUGGGACUCAUCCGAUCAUACCUAACAAAUAGAUGGCUUAUAGUAAAUACCUCGGAUGGCACCGAUAGAAUCCAAGUGUUUGGAGGAGUUCCACAGGGAUCGGUGAUCGGACCGUUCAUGUGGAACUUGGUGUACGAUGGGCUCCUUAAAAAGACAAUAAGAAGAGAUGUAUAUCUUAUUGCCUUCGCCGAUGAUGUGGGUAUUAUCAUCAUAGAAAAAGACCUCGAGACCAUCAAAAUAAUAGCAAAUGAAGUAAUGAAGGAUAUACUAACCUGGUUCCAGGGAGAAGGCCUAGAAUUAGCACCCCAGAAGUCAGAGUCAAUUCUGCUUACUGGAAGAAAAUGCGUAGAGGGCAUCCCUGUCAAAAUAAACGAAGAAGAGAUAAAAAUUAGUGAAAAAGCUAAAUACCUAGGGGUAAUUUUCGAAACGAACCAGGUGUUCAAAGAACACAUCAAGAACACCAUGGAUAGAGCGCUGAAGUAUGCGAUAUGUCUGGGGAUGCUACAAUCCAAUAUAAGAGGAGCCGAAAAUGUUGAGAAACCAAAUAACAGUAACAAAAAUAGCAGCACAUUAACCAUGAGCAUGUCCCGCGUAGCCGGACACUGGUAUCUUGGCAGGAACAUAAGCAGUCCAUAA
This is a messenger RNA of Osmia bicornis bicornis, 3900 nucleotides long. RefSeq lists its product as uncharacterized. The record is from RefSeq and is a predicted model, not a curated record. Bases 1 to 3900 code for a protein of 1299 amino acids. Gene Ontology annotation, molecular function: catalytic activity. NCBI's taxonomy places the organism in Eukaryota, Metazoa, Arthropoda, Insecta, Hymenoptera, Megachilidae. The transcript is spliced from 4 exons.